Aethina tumida (small hive beetle) is the source of this 2282-nucleotide messenger RNA. RefSeq names its product CUB and peptidase domain-containing protein 2-like. Gene Ontology annotation, molecular function: serine-type endopeptidase activity. Gene Ontology annotation, biological process: proteolysis. The transcript has 7 exons. Lineage: Eukaryota; Metazoa; Arthropoda; Insecta; Coleoptera; Nitidulidae. Bases 308 to 2236 code for a protein of 642 amino acids. The record is from RefSeq and is a predicted model, not a curated record.
UAAUUAUCUGAAAGGGUUUUAGAGAUAAAAAUUGAAUAGUAAUAAUCACACCAUGAUGCAUUAUUUGCAAAUGAUAUAAUUAUUAUAAGUGGUUAAGUCUAGAAUUUACUUGAUAUGAUGCACCUAAUAGGAUUAUCAAUAAUAUCCAUAUGUGGCGACUAUUUUCGGCCUCCAAGUCAGGUUUUAUUGUUACCUCGUAUCAAAAUGUUAUACAAUAAUCCCCCUGAUUAAAGAUUAAUAUCCUCUCAAAAUUUCUAAAUAAUUAUCUGAUUAAGAACGUAGUAUAUAAACACAAAAUGCACUGCUGAUGGUUGUAGUCAAUUUUGGCACGAUGAAGACUCUAGUUCUGUUCGCAGUUGUUUUGGGCGUUGCCCUUGGUGCCCCACCAAGCACCCAGAUGGCCAUCCCAUUCCCCGACGGAAGAAUAAUCGGUGGCAAGACAGUCAGCAUUUCCGACUACAAGUACCAAGUGUCCCUGCUGUACCGCAACAGCCACAUCUGCGGCGCCACCAUCCUCGCCUCCCAAUGGGUCGUCACCGCCGCCCACUGCACCGACGGCUCCUCCGCCUCCUCCUUGUCCGUAAGAGUCGGCAGUUCGGUACGCAACUCCGGCGGCCAGGUGAUCGCCGUCAGCGCCAUCCACCAGCACCCGAGCUACAACAGCAGAACCAUCGACUACGACAUCUCCAUCUUGCGACUGGCGUCCGCCAUCACCAACAGCAACGCCGCCCCCAUCGGUCUGGCCUCCAGCCUCCCGUCCACCGGCGCAACCGCCACCAUCACCGGCUGGGGCACCACCUCCGAGGGAGGCAGCGCCGCCAACAACCUGCAAAUGGUGCAGGUGCCGAUCGUGGCCGCCUCCACGUGCAAGUCGGCCUACGGCAGCUCCGCCAUCACCGACAGGAUGCUGUGCGCCGGUCUGACUCAGGGAGGCAAGGACGCUUGCCAGGGUGACUCCGGCGGCCCGUUGGUCGUCAACAACGUACUCACCGGCAUCGUGUCUUGGGGAUACGGAUGCGCCCGUCCCAACUACCCCGGAGUAUACUCCAGCGUGCCGGCACUUAGAUCUUACAUCAAACAAAUCACUGGAUUUACUGUCAAUGGACACUUCGGUACUAUUAGCAGUGGGCACUUCGGUACUAUUAGCAGUGGACACUUCGGUCAUAUUCUUAAUAGGAACUUCGGUACUACUAAUGGGCAAUUUGGUACUAUUAUCGAUGUGUGCUUCGGUACUAUUUAUGGGAAGUUUGGUACUAUUAGCAACGGGCACUUCGGUUCUAUUAGCAAUGGGCACUUCGGUAUUGUUGGCAAUGGGCAGUUCGGUACUAUUACCAAUGGGCACUUCGGUACUAUUAUUAAUAGGUACUUCGGUACUAUUAGCAAUAGGCAGUUCGGUACUAUUACCAAUGGGCACUUCGGUACUAUUAUUAAUGGACACUUCGAACCGUCCAAUAUAUCGUUCAAUAUGUUUCGAGGUGUUUAUUUGUUGUUAGUGGUGUUCUCCAUAACAGUUUUGGCAAAACCAGGAAAACAUUUGCGGACACCAUAUUUGCCCAGAAUUGUUGGAGGUCAAGAUGCUGAUAUUGUAGAUUAUCCUUACCAAAUAUCCCUGUUAUAUAACGGGAAUCAUGCAUGUGGAGGCUCCAUCUUAAAUGAGAAUUACAUCCUUACGGCAGCACAUUGCACUUACGAUGUUACUCCAAGUGAACUGAAGGUACGAGCCGGCUCUUCAGUCAUCAACACUGGAGGAACCGUGGUAAGCGUGGCCAAAAUUUACUACCACAGCCUUUUCGACAUAAACACCUACGACUAUGACGUCUCCGUUUUGGUGCUGGCUGAACCCCUGCAGUUCGGCCCCGGGGUCCAACCCAUCCCCAUGAUCGACGAAGGGGUUGAAAUCUCCGAUGGGGUGGACGCUGUGGCCACUGGAUGGGGGCUGACGUCGAACAACGGACGUCCCUCCACUCAACUGCAGAAGGUCGUGGUACCCACUAUUAGUACCAAGACUUGCGAGCAAUUUUAUGGAAGUGGAGCUGAUGGAGUAACGUCCAGGAUGUUUUGUGCUGGGGAAGCUGGCAAAGACACUUGUCAGGGUGACUCCGGAGGUCCAAUUGUUGUGGAUGGUAUUUUAAUAGGUCUUACUUCCUGGGGAGACGUUUGUGGAAACGCAAACACACCUGGUGUUUAUACAAAGAUAUCUCUAUUUAGAAACUACAUUGACAACAUUGUGAAAUGACCAAUUUGAUCAAGUGGAAUAAAAUAAAUGCUCAUUUAUGUUAAAA